Molecule: messenger RNA, 4512 nt
Organism: Closterium sp. Yama58-4
Lineage: Eukaryota; Viridiplantae; Streptophyta; Zygnematophyceae; Desmidiales; Closteriaceae
Source: the annotation of a GenBank genome assembly
AUGUAUGCGAUGUUUACUAGUGGAGAGGGUGCUCAGUACUUGCGUGUUCCGCCCGACCCGGGCAUUCAGACCAGUCCGGCUGCCGCUCUAGGUGCUAGUGAGUCUGCUGCCCCAGGUCCUGGUGAGGCUGCUGCUGCUCUAGGUGCUAGUGAGUCCGUGCCCUCUGGUACUGAGUCGACUGCAGCACUGCACACCUUCACACUGGACUCAGGUGCUUCUCGCUGUUUCUUUCGUGACCGCACUGUCCUUGAGCCGCUUGCUCGGCCAGUUGCUGUCUCCCUCGCUGACCCCUCUGGGGGUCCGGUCGUUGCGACCUCCUCCACUGUCCUUCCUUGUCCUGCGGUCCCGUCAGGCACACUGUCAGGUCUCUACCUCCCCUCGUUCUCUACGAACUUGGUGGCAGGUAGUGCGCUCCAGGACGGGGGUGUUCACCAGUUCACCCCUGCUUACGAGCGCGUGACCCACUGCACGUGUGCUCGGACGGGCCGUCACCUGGCUACCUUCACUCGGCAGCCGGGGUCGGACCUGUACACACUGACCACUAAGUCCCCUCAGGUAGCUGCGUCCGCGUCUGCGUCUGCGUCAGGUCAGCUGUCCGCCCCCUGCUCGUGUCGCUCUCUGGCGCAUGAGACUGUCCUCUGGCACCACCGCCUUGGUCACCCGUCUGUGCAGCGCCUUCGGGCCAUGCACAAACGGGACCUUGUUGCUGGUCUUCCCAGGGUUCUCCCUCCCCUCCCACCCUCGCCUGCUCCUCCCUGUCUUCCCUGUGUCGAGGGGCGGCAGCGCGCCGCUCCUCACUCCUCCUCCUUCCCCCCGACGACUGCUCCUUUGCAGACGCUCCACAUGGACGUGUGGGGCCCAGCCCGCGUCCGUGGUCAGGGUCAGGAGAGGUACUUCCUGAUUGUUGUUGACGACUUCUCGCGCUACACCACGGUCUUCCCCUUGCGCGCCAAGGGUGACGUCCCUGAUGUCUUGAUCCCUUGGAUCCGCAGAUCUCGUCUCCAGCUCAGUGAGCGUUUCCGCUCCGACUUCCCUAUCCUGCGUCUGCACUCUGACAGAGGUGGGGAGUUUUCCUCUGGCCUCUUGGAGGCCUUCUGUCAGCAGGAGGGCAUUGAGCAGUCGUUCACACUUCCGGCCUCUCCACAGCAGAAUGGGGUUGCUGAGCGCCGCAUUGGCUUGGUCAUGGAGGUCGCUCGUACCUCCUUGGUUCAUGCGGCUGCCCCCCACUUUCUGUGGUCGUUUGCAGUCCGAUACGCUGCGCAUCAGCUCAACCUCUGGCCACGUGUCUCCUUACCGGAGACUUCUCCGACACUGCGUUGGACGGGAGAGGCUGGCGAUGCGUCGCGUUUUCGGGUCUGGGGAUCUCGAGCUUUUGUUCGCGAUACGUCCGCGGACAAGCUCUCCCGUCGAGCUGUCCCCUGUGUCUUCCUUGGCUUUGUCCCAGACGCGCCUGGUUGGCAGUUCUACCACGCCACCUCGCGUCGUGUCCUGGCCUCUCAGGACGUCACUUUUGACGAGUCCGUCCCCUACUACCGCCUCUUCCCCUACCGCACUGCCCUGCUCCCCCCCCGCCUCUCUUCCUCGCUCCAGGUAGACCCGGUUGAGCCUGUCGAGGUAGCUGUUGACUCUCGUCCUGCUGGGGGUGCUGAGCCUGACCGUGAGGAGUCUGAGGGUACUGAGCCUGGGGGUGCGGAGCCUGGGGGUGCGGAGCCUGGGGGUGCGGAGCCUGGGGGUGCGGAGCCUGGGGGUGCUGAGUCUGGGGGUGCUGAGCCUGGAGGUGCUGAGCCUGGGGGUGCUGAGCCUGAGGGUGCUGAGUCUGGGGGUGCUGAGCCUGAGCGUGCUACACCUGGAGGAGCCCUCUCCUCCCAGCAGCUGCAGGAGAGGUACCUACAGUACUGCCGCCUCCGGAGAGGUGCUACUGGAGCUCGUACCAGUACUUCCCCUCCUGCCCAGGAGCUCCCCCCCAUUCAGCAGAUCCGAGAGUGGUACACACGGCGCUGCAGUCUUCGGAGUGGUGCUCCUGGUGCUGCGGACCCUGGGGGUGGCGCUGCUACUGGUGCUGAGGACCCGGGCGUUGGAGCUGCUGCUGGUGCUGCGGACCCGAGCGGUGGCGCUGCUGCUGGUGCUGAGGACCCGGGCGUUGGAGCUGCUGCUGGAGCUGAGGACCCGAGCGGUGGAGCUGCUGCUGGUGCUGAGGACCCGAGCGGUGGAGCUGCUGCUGGUGCUGAGGACCCGGACGUUGGAGCUGCUGCUGGUGCUGAGGACCCUGCCGCUGGUGUCUCUGCUGGUUCUGGAGACGCUACGCGGCCGCGACCGUACUUCGUACCACUUCUUCAGCAGGUUCUUGGUCAGGCUCCUCCUCCUUGUCCUCCUCCCUCCGUAGAGUGUCUUCCGCCUGUCCAGUCGCAGUCACAGUUCCCGCCUGCCUCGCCUCUCCCUGGUCCCUCUCCUUACACUGGUCCCACAGGAGGUCUUACAGAGCGUCGUGAGCCUGAGUCUCGUCCUGCGUCGCCUGUUCGUACUGCUCGCACUGGUCGUCGUGUCCCACGUGAGCGUCCUCCUCCUGUCCCUGGCACUCACUACAUGACUCUGCGUCCCUCCACUACUCCUCAGCGUGUCCUGCUGCCGUCUCCUCCUGCGUCCUCUCUGCCUACUCUUCCUGAUCCGGAGUCUGACUCCCGUCGUGCUGCCAGUCCCACUGUCACCUGUCUCCUCGCUACUGUUGUCACUGACCCUACCUUUGAGUCCUCUGCUGCGUCUGCUCUGGUCGCUGAGUUGAUAGACUUUGCUGCCCGGUGUCGUCUAGACUACGCCACUAGCCUUGUUGCAGAGUCUGAGUCUGAGUCUGUCUGUCCUCCGUCCGUCGGAGGUGAGUGUGCUCUUGGCACGGACGUCCUAGAGGACAGGCAGGAGGAGUUCCAGUGCUUUGCUGCUGCUUUACCCCACCUCGUGUCCAUGCUAGUUGCCCCUGAGGGAGACCCGGAUGCACCAGACAUCCCGACCCCGCGCACUUACGCUGAGGCGAUGGCGGGCACCUACGUCGACGAGGUUCCCCCACCUGGGGCGAACAUCGUCAGUGGCAUGUGGAUUUUCAGGGUGAAGCGGCCACCGGGUUCUCCUCCUGUCUUCAAGGCGCGCUACGUGGCUCGAGGCUUCAGUCAGCAAGAGGGAGUUGACUUCUUUCAGACCUUCUCCCCCACCCCGAAGAUGACCACUCUUCGGGUGCUGCUGCACAUAGCCGCUCAGCGCGACUACGAGCUUCACUCACUUGACUUCAGCACUGCUUUCUUGCAGGGCAGCCUGCACGAGGAGAUCUGGCUGCGCCGCCCUCCUGGCUUCACUGGGUCGGUUCCUCCUGGUACCCAGUGGAGGCUUCAGCGGCCGGUCUACGGUCUCCGCCAGGCACCACGUGAGUGGCACGACACACUGAGGACGACACUUGCGGCUCUUGGGUUCGCUCCCUCUACUGCUGACCCGUCACUGUUUCUACGCACAGACACCUCACUGCCGCCGUUCUACAUCCUCGUGUACAUCGACGACUUGGUCUUUGCUACUGCUGACACCGCGGCACUCGCCCACGUGAAGUCGGAGCUGCAGAGGAGACACACGUGCACAGACCUAGGUGAACUGACAAGCUAUCUUGGCUUGCGGAUCACCCGGGACAGAGCACGGCGCACCAUCACCUUGACUCAGUCACACAUGGUGCAGCAGAUCCUUCAGCGCUUCCGCUUCACGUACUCCUCGCCUCAGUCCACUCCUCUGCCUACCGGUCACUCGCUCUCAGCUCUGCCUUCGGAUGAGUCCGUAGAGCCGAGUGGCCCGUAUCCAGAGCUGGUGGGCUGCCUCAUGUACCUGAUGACCUGCACUCGACCUGACCUUGCAUACCCUCUUAGCAUCCUUGCACGCUAUGUCGCUCCUGGCCGUCACAGGAAGGAGCACAUGGAUGCCGCUAAGAGGGUGUUGCGCUACUUGUGCAGUACGUCGGGCAUGGGGCUUGUGCUUGGAGGGCGAGACCGAGUUGUACUUACUGGACACUCAGACGCUUCUUGGGCGGACGACCAGGCUACUCAGCGGUCGUCUCAGGGUUACACCUUCAGCCUUGGCUCAAGCUCAGUUUCUUGGCGUUCUACACGCUCUUCUUUUGUUCUCAGCUCCAGUUGUGAGGCUGAGAUCUACGCCACAGCCAUGGCUGCCCAGGAGCUACGCUGGCUGACCUACCUGCUGACCGACUUGGGAGAGCGGCCUCGUUCUCCUCCAGUGCUGUACGUCGACAACCAGGCUGCCAUUGCCUUGUGUGAGGAGCACAGACUGGAGCACAGAACGAAGCACAUCGCCCUGCGGUACUUCCUUGCUCGAGAGCUGCAGCAGCGUGGUCAGCUUCGUCUGCGUUACGUGGCCACUGAGGCCAACCUUGCUGAUGUGUUCACCAAGGCGCUUCAGCCUUGUGACCAUCAGCGUUUCUGUACUCUUCUAGGCCUUGUGCCUGCUGGACCCCACUUGCUUACUUCUUGA